Molecule: messenger RNA, 407 nt
Organism: Microplitis demolitor
Lineage: Eukaryota; Metazoa; Arthropoda; Insecta; Hymenoptera; Braconidae
Product: shematrin-like protein 1
Exons: 3
Coding region: 52-282 (76 amino acids)
Source: RefSeq, a predicted model, not a curated record
CGAACUGAUACUGUCUUCUAACAUUUGUCUUCAGAUCAAUCCAUCGACAGCAUGGCAUACACUAAGAUCCUCUCACUGCUAAUCCUCGCUGUGAUGAUCAGCGUCGCUACUGCACGUCCUGGUGGAUUCUAUGGUGGUUAUGGUUACGGUGGCUAUGGAUUCGGUCAUGGUCUAGGCUACCACUAUCCCUACUACUAUGGCUACCGUUACCCUUACUACGGUCAUUACUUUGGAUACCCCUUCUACGGCCACGGCUACGGAGGUUACUACGGUCUUUACUAAACUCACCCAAUCCAGGACUUCUCAGGCUCGGACGAUGAUUUGAUCAAUAAUUUCCUUAAAAAAAAUUCACUUUUUUUACUGUUUGUUUACUGUUUUAAAAAAAUGUUUUAAUAAACGCAAGUGUU